AUGACUACUAUCAAAGGCCCCGGCGCUGCCCAGACCCUCGAUGGCUCUGGACUUCGCGUAGCGAUUGUGCACGCCCGAUGGAACACCGUCAUCAUCGACCAACUCGUCGCAGGCGCCAAGAAGAACCUCCUCGCCGCCGGCGUGACAGAGGACAACAUCACAGUCCAGACCGUCCCCGGCAGCUACGAGCUGCCUCUCGCAGUGCAACGCCUCUACGCCGCCUCCCAGAUCCAGGCUACCUCCUCCGGCGAGGGCAUCAGCGCAACUGACCUGCUGUCAUCGUCCACGACUGAUCUGUCGCAGACGACUGCUUCGAACAAGAAGCCUUUUGAUGCGAUCAUUGCUAUUGGUGUGCUGAUCAAGGGCGCGACUAUGCACUUUGAAUAUAUCGCGGAUGCUGUUAGCCAUGGGUUGAUGCGCGUUCAGCUUGAUUCGGGCGUUCCGGUUAUCUUUGGAUUGUUGACUGUUUUGACUGAGGAGCAGGGAUUGGAGAGGGCUGGACUUACAGAUAGUGGUAUGCACAACCAUGGUGAGGAUUGGGGAAGUGCGGCUGUCGAGUUGGGUUUGAAGAGGAGGGAUUGGGCUGAGGGCAAGAUCCUCUGA
This is a messenger RNA of Penicillium paradoxum, 603 nucleotides long. RefSeq names its product lumazine synthase RIB4. Gene Ontology annotation, molecular function: 6,7-dimethyl-8-ribityllumazine synthase activity. Gene Ontology annotation, cellular component: intracellular anatomical structure; mitochondrial intermembrane space; riboflavin synthase complex. The transcript has 3 exons. Gene Ontology annotation, biological process: riboflavin biosynthetic process. Bases 1 to 603 code for a protein of 200 amino acids. The record is from RefSeq and is a predicted model, not a curated record. NCBI's taxonomy places the organism in Eukaryota, Fungi, Ascomycota, Eurotiomycetes, Eurotiales, Aspergillaceae.